AGAAACAGAAAGACACAGAGAGGACAGAGGGUGAGAGAGAGAGAAACAAGAGAGUGCAGUGAUAAUGUGUUAAUUGUCAGAGAGCAAUGAGUGACAGAUUGUGUGUGAGAGAGAGAGAGAGAGAGUGGGGGAGGAGAGCAGUGGUCAGUGAGGCAACACUCAGCUCCCAGUAGUGGAUGAAUACAACAGAGUGAAGAACUCUCUCUCUCCUCUAUUCUCUCUUCUCUCUUCUUCCUUCCAUUCUUCCUUUCUUUCUCCUAAUCCUUCACUGGUUAUAUCUGUUGGAUUACUCUCCUGUCUUUCCUGGACUUUGUUUUGAGGAGAAUAUAACACACACGCAAUUAGAUUUUAGAGAGAGUGUGUGUGAUUGGAGAAGAACUGCUCGUGUCGAAGAGGAAUACACACUCGGCUGUCUCUCAUACCGAGAGGAGAGAGAGAGAGAGAGCGAGAGAGAGAGAGAGAGAGACAGAGAGAGAGAGAUGUCUGGAGUGUCUGGCUGAACAAUCAAACAGAGAUUGAGGGAUGUGACAGAGAGGACUUCUUCAAGCAAUAACAGAUCUGUCCAUUCCGAUCGUCAGGAUGUCCGGUAUGGACCUCUCAUUGGAGGAGCUGAACAGAACCGAAAUCUCCCCAGACAACGGAAACUUCCUGAGGUUCUCCCCCACCUCCGUUUCCACUGCAGCCGCGGCGGGGACAGGGUUGUCGUCGGGGCGACAGGAGAAUGUUUAUGUGUACGUGUGGAUCUUCCUGAGUCUGCUGGUGUUCCUGCUGUCGAUGAUCAUCAUCUCCCUCCACAGGCUAAAGAAUGUCAUUACAUCCUCCUCCUCUUUGCCUGACUGCAGCAGUGAGGGGGGCAGCUCAUUCACCAACAUGGAGAUCUGUAGUAUAUCUUCACAGAGGUCAACCGUGUCCUCACUGUCAAUUUGAGAGACACACACACACACACACACAUACAUACACACACACACACACACACACACACACUCCUGUAAACAAGCUUUUCAGUUGGACCAUAUGGGACUUUACACUGUGUUAAGGCGGUAGCUUGAACUGAACUCUGAACCCUCUGUGACUUCUCCUUUUGGCUCAUGGGAAACAUAGUUCACUGUGUAAAGAGCAGAUCCAGGAAGAGAGAGAGAGAGAUAAAAAACGUUUUCCUUACGGUGUGAAACUAAUGAAACACCAGUCGUCUGUUUCGAUUCUCGCAUCCAUGGAAUACAACUUUAGAAUCUUAGAAGUCCUCCGAAAAGUUAGCCGGGUUCUACUCUUAUCUAGUGUCGCUUUCAGUGUGAUUUAUAUCGGUCUUUCUCUUUUUAUUGGAAAUAGGAAACGACCGCUUCUGUUACUAAUUCCACAUGGAUAAACAUUAUGUGACUGAUAUGUUUAUCUCAGAUAACACAUCUCAUCCAGCUUUAAUUCAGAGUUCAUCUUUCUCUGGCUGUGUACAAAAUGGUACCAUAUUCCCUUUAUAAUUGGCUCUGGCCAACAGUAGUGUUAUCUAUAGGGAAUAGGGGCCAUUUCAGAUUUGUCCCCAAUGCUGAUUUCUCUUCUGUAAUAUCCUAAAUCUUUACUGUUUCCAGGGCAACCUGUACUAACCUGAUUUUAGUGCGAAGUAUAGUUCUUUCUGUAAUGUCAAAAUAUCUCUACUGUUUCCAGGGCAACCUGUACUAACCUGUUUUAACUGUGAAGUAUAGUUCUUUCUGUAAUAACAAAAUAUCUCUACUUUUUCCAGGGCAACCUGUACUAACCUGUUUUAACUGUGAAGUGCAUACUGAACCAGACCUCAUAUUUGAUUAUUUUGAAAGUAUUGAAUUGUAAUGGACUGGAUAUCGAGAAGGUUCAACAAUAAAAAAUAUUAACAUUUGUAAUAUCA
Messenger RNA from Oncorhynchus mykiss (rainbow trout), 1873 nucleotides. RefSeq names its product serine rich and transmembrane domain containing 1 (gene sertm1). Gene Ontology annotation, cellular component: intracellular membrane-bounded organelle. The record is from RefSeq and is a predicted model, not a curated record. NCBI's taxonomy places the organism in Eukaryota, Metazoa, Chordata, Actinopteri, Salmoniformes, Salmonidae.